UUGUUCUCAAUUUCAUACAUCAAUUGUUUCGUUUCCCAGAAAAAAAUUGCAUUUUAAGGGGGGAAAUUAUUGUUUCGAAACUGCAGUAAUUGGUUUCAGAAGGGUAUUUUUUUUAGUGAGAUGUUGUCAGAUUUACAGUUUCCUUUUUAUUAUCAGAAUUGUUGUGGAAAAAUGAUAUGUCCUUUAUUGAAUCUACCUGUUUUUAAUAAAAAAAAAUGAAAUAAGUAGUACUAGCUUUUUGAAUGAUUUCCAUCAAGUUAUAAUGAUAUGAUAGUACUAUUAAGAGAUCCUGAUCUGUGUCGUCGAGAUCGACCUGUAGUGGCUAAUAAGCUGUGGGGGCUCCGGGCUUUGGCCGAGUCUUCUGCUUAGGGAACUACUUGUUUCAGUGUUUUAUCUGGUUUGGUGAUUUUUGUUUUUGGAUUCCUAACUAUCUUUUUUUCUCUUGUUUUCUAUGUGUUUCUGGAGUGCUAGUUGUGAAUCUUUUGAUCUUUGAGAUGCUGUGGAUGGGUUUUUUGAAUGUUCUUUUGCCAGAUUGAUUUCUUCAUGGAUGAAGCUCAUUUUCAAAAUUUUCUGAUAAAAUAAUAGAUUGUGGUAACUAGAGAGCUCGAGUUGGGGAUUGGUAUGGCUUGGAUAUGUGGAAUUCGGUGCAAGGAAACUAGCCAAGCAAAUAUCAGUCUGACCUGUCUGCUAUUUCGCAGAGAUACUUGUUGUUUGUGCUUUGUGUUAGGUUUGAACGUAAAAUCAUCGUAAUUUCAAAUCGGUCUUUGGCAGUAAGAUUGGGCUGACAAGUGGACAAAGAUGAUACCAUAGGAUUCUUUUUGGAGUAUGCUUUGGUAUUCCUUCUUAUGCAUGGCUCACAGAUCUAUGUCUUGAUUACGCCAUGCAUUUGCUUCCUUCCUAUUCUAGUUGUAAAUCUAUUAUGCGGUGGCAGCACUGAUGACUAGUAGAGGGAUGCAUGACAAUCUUCUUACGAUGGACACAUCCCUUCUUUUGCUUAUGGCUAUAAUCAAUUAUUGUUUGUUAUAUUAUAGAGAAGUAGAACAAACGAAUUAAAGGCUGCAAGCUCACAUGCUGCCCUGUGAUCUUUUUUUUGUCUCCUUGUCAUAUUGAUCUGUUAUGACUUAUGAGCACUGCUUCCGUUGUACCCGUUUCUUUAGUUGUGAAGACAGAGGCAACCGAUGUCCAAUCUUAUGAACUGAUAAUGCAUUUGGUAAGGUGGCAGUUCUAGUGGUCCUGAAAUUUGAAAAAAAGUUAAAUGACAUCAUACAUAAUGCAGUUUCGGAGGAAGAAGGUAGUGGACUCUGUUUUUUAUAGGAAUGAGAACUCCCCACUAACUAAUAAGUUGUUCCUUUCGAUCUGAUAAAGUGAUUUGUUAGUAAGCUCAGGAAGUCUUACAUAUUUGCUUCAGUUGAGCAGUCCGAUCUUGCUGCACCUUUGGCAGUUUAGGUACUUUCUUCGUGCAAUAUAAAGCUCAGUUGUUUGGUCAAAUUUUCGCUUCUGCUUGAUGCCAUUGAUCUUGCAAGAUAUACUUAUGUCUUAUCAGCCAAUCCAAACUGUGUGGGUAUGACUAUGCACCACCAACAGGUUCUACAUCAUUGCAGUUCCUGUAAGUACUUAAGUCCUGCUGAGCUCCCAAGUCUGAAGCAUUGGAGAUCAUUUACAAAUGCUGCUCAGAUAGGCUGUUUCUGUCUUCAUGAUGAGAUACUGUAUUCACCAGUUGAUCUGCGGUCUUCCUAGUAUGACUACCAGUAUUUAAGGUUUAAUGGACGCUGAGUUGGUUAUAACUUCCUACUUUGGAACUGAAUUGAUUGGUUGGAACGGUUUUAUUGGUUUUUAAAGGUUCUGCUUUUCUCAGUGUAGUUUUAGAUGAACAGUUCUAUCUGCAUAGGAAUGAUUUUCUGCUCAAAAUACUGGUGUGUUGGUUAAGUCAGCCAAGAGGCAGCAGAAUUACGUAGUAUGGUAUAUGUCUUCAGUAUAGUUGAUGUUAUUUGUUUCAGUUGUUGCUCAGUGUUGUUUCUGCAUAAGAUUGAUUGUAUUUUUGCAUCGGGUGAGGUGAUUAAUCAUAGAGGAUAGCUGCAUGCUUAAGAAUUGAAGCACGAUCUCCAUUAGGAAUGCUGUCAAUGCUAUGCCUUGGUCUUGCAUGUUGUCUGUCAGAAUUUUGGAAGUUGUUUGGUGGCAGAGGAAUUGUGUUUUGAAGAGCUUACCUAUGUGAUACUCAUCAUAAAAUUGGAGAUCAUGAUGGAAAGAGAUACAGGUCGUCCCCGAGGAUUUGGGUUUAUCACAUUUGCAGACCGUAGAGGAAUGGAGGAUGCAAUCAAGGAAAUGCAUGGACGGGAAAUUGGUGAUCGCAUCAUCUCGGUCAAUAAGGCACAGCCCAAGAUGGGUGGUGAUGAUGCAGACCAAGGCUACAGAGGUGGUGGCUACUCAUCAGGUGGUAGGGGAAGCUAUGGAGCUGGAGAUAGGGUUGGACAGGAUGACUGUUUCAAAUGUGGGCGUCCAGGGCAUUGGGCCCGAGAUUGUCCUUUGGCAGGAGGUGGUGGUGGCCGCGGCCGUGGUGGCGGUUCACUUUCUUCACGUCCUAGGUUUGGAGGUUCUGGUGGACAUGGGGAUCGCCUUGGAGGUGAACGUGAUCGAUACAUUGAUGACCGUUAUGACGGAGGACGUUAUGGAGAUAGAGAUCGUGUUGACAGCCGUGACUACAAAUAUGGUAGCCGUGAUCGCUAUGCUAGUGACAGGUAUCCUACUAGUGGAGAUCGAUUUGCUAGUGAUCGGUAUGGUGGUGGCUCAGAUCAUUACUCACAAAAUGGUUAUGGCAAGGAGAGAGGCUAUGACCGGUAUGGCGGUGCACGAGGAGGUGCUGAUAGGUAUGGAAGUGGAGUGGCAGCUCGAGAUGAAGGAAGGGGCUACAGGGGUAGGCCUGGUCCAUAUGAUCGCCCGAGCAGGGGUGGCCGUCCAUCAUCAUUUGACCGCUACUGAUUGCCUAUGUUGCCUGUUGAUGUUUUUAUGGGAAAUCCACUGCAGUAGCCACAUUAGGGACCUAGUUCUUGUUAAAUGACUAAAAUGAGGACACCCUAGUUUCAAACAACUGCUACAUCGUAGUUUCAUAGAUUGUGGAUUUGAUAGUUUGUUUGUUUAUUCAUUCUUAUCAUGCGGAUCACUGCUGAGUUUAUUUUCCCUUGUUUGUUUGACGUUAAGACCAACUUCUCUUACAAAUGCAAACUAGCAUGGUUUAUGGC
Molecule: messenger RNA, 3236 nt
Organism: Lotus japonicus
Lineage: Eukaryota; Viridiplantae; Streptophyta; Magnoliopsida; Fabales; Fabaceae
Product: glycine-rich RNA-binding protein RZ1B-like
Exons: 3
Coding region: 2236-2976 (246 amino acids)
Molecular function (GO): RNA binding; zinc ion binding
Source: RefSeq, a predicted model, not a curated record